CAAGGAGGAGAGCAAGGAGGAGAGCAGGGAGAGGAGAGCAGAGAGGAGAGAAGAGCAGAGCAACAAAUUAGUGUGAGCAGUCGAGCCCGAAGAGCUGCGGUGCAGCAGGACAGCCUUCCUUAGUAGCUUGAAAUCAUUGGCAUGGCUCACAUUCACCUUCCCGAGCUUCUUCAACUACGGUAUGACGAGAACCACAGGGGAAGGAUGAUUUUCGCAGGGCAACAGUUGCUCCCAUUGCGUUCCAGGAGUGUGCGCAAGCUUAAGGAGUUAGACCCUCGAUUCCACGAGCCCCUCGCACAGGCCGGACUCCUACCGUUUGCACUUAUGAUGGCAGGAGCUCCCAUGGAGGGUGGUGGCAGGACUCCACUGCCGCCGAUCGAGGUCUCACUGCUCACAGGCCUGGUCGACCGCUGGCGUCCUGAGACGCACACAUUCCACUUUCCUUGCGGAGAGAUGACCGUUACUUUACGGGACGUUGCCAUGCUGACCGGGCUCCCGAUAAGGGGCACCCCGUUAGUACUUCCACGACCAGGAAAGGAGCAGUGGAAGAGUUAUAUUCACGACAGGUUUAACAUGCAUUAUGACAUGAAGGAUGUAGGGCUCUCCAUGACAUGGAUUCAUGGCCUACCACAGUUCAGCCCUUGCCCACCGGAUGCGGACGAGGCAACAGUUAUGCAGCAUUAUGAGGUGUACUUGUAUAUCUUGCUUGGAGGCAUAAUGUUUUGCAACACGGCAGGUGAUUAUGUACUUCCGCAUAUUUUAUGGUUAGCGCAUGAGCUCACAUCACGUCCGUACGAGCCGACACAUUACAGUUGGGGAUCUGCUGUGUUGGCUGCUACAUAUAAAGGAUUGUGUGCCGCAACCCAACGGUCAACAAAGAUGGGAUCUAUUUCUGGUUGCCUACACCUUCUACAGCGCUGGAGCUGGGAUUAUCUCCCGGUGUGUCGACCGUGGGUGAGCAAGACCUACUAUACAGUUCCCAUCUCUGACGGCGUCGCCGACGGCAUGAGGCCAACGAUGGGUUAUAGGUGGCUUCAUGCCAGGCUGCGAUGGAGUCACCACCAAGACCAUGGAAACUACUCCCGGGUGAUCAGUGACCUUGAUGUCCUCAGUGCCGAUCUUGUGGAGUGA
Molecule: messenger RNA, 1131 nt
Organism: Phragmites australis (common reed)
Lineage: Eukaryota; Viridiplantae; Streptophyta; Magnoliopsida; Poales; Poaceae
Product: protein MAIN-LIKE 1-like
Exons: 4
Coding region: 142-1131 (329 amino acids)
Biological process (GO): meristem development; meristem maintenance
Source: RefSeq, a predicted model, not a curated record